Molecule: messenger RNA, 876 nt
Organism: Euleptes europaea (tarantolino)
Lineage: Eukaryota; Metazoa; Chordata; Lepidosauria; Squamata; Sphaerodactylidae
Gene: TMEM74B
Product: transmembrane protein 74B
Exons: 2
Coding region: 171-872 (233 amino acids)
Source: RefSeq, a predicted model, not a curated record
GGAGGAGUCCGCGACAGAGCAUCCAUGGUGGCUGGAGGCGGGGAGCCCGGGCUAGGGGGACCUGCUGGAUGCACCCCCCCUGGCAGCAUGCGCCCCGAGGCAGCCAGGCAGCAGGGCCGGGGAAACACAGAUGAGGUGCUGACAGGAAUGAUCCAGGGGUCUGUUUCCCAAUGGCGUCCUCACAGCCCCUGGAACUGACGGUCUUGGGGAAUGGACCGGGGCCCAGCCAGAGAGCCCCGCCAGGGGGGCCUGCAUCACCGUGGACGGCUGCCAGUUCGGGCAUUGAGAAUAUCUCCUACGAGGGGGAGGAGGAAGAGGAAGAAGAGGAGGCAGAGACCUCCUUCCCUAAUGGCCACGGCUCCGCCAGCAGUCCCAGGGAGCCUCCAGCACCCCCAAGGGGAGACCUCUCUCCCAGAUCAGAGGAUGGUCCUCCGUCAGAUGCGACCGGGAAUUCUGUGGACUACGGCUUCAUUUCGGCUUUGGUCUUCUUAGUGGGCGGGAUUUUGCUGGUGAUCGUGGCUUACAGCAUCCCGCGAGAGGCCAGGGUCGACCCGGACACUGUGUCUGCCCGGGAGAUGGAGAGGCUGGAGAUGUACUAUGCGCGCCUGGGUUCCCGCUUGGACAAGUGCAUCAUCGCGGGCUUGGGUUUCUUGACCUUGGGGGGCAUGCUUCUGUCCAUGCUCCUGAUGGUCUCCAUCUAUAAAGGGGAGCUGUACCGGAGAAGGACCUUCCCGGCCUCCAGAGCUCCCAGGAAGACCUACGGAUCUAUAAACCUGAGGAUGAGGCAGUUGAAUGGAGAAGGGGGGCAAACGCUGGUGGAGAAUGAGGUCGUUCAGGUGAUGGAAGCAGCUCCCAUCAGCCAGAACUGCUGACGUU